UUAAAUACUGUAUCAACAGGUACUCAUGUCAGACAAUAGUACUGUACCUGGUUGCUACUGUUUCAAGCCAGCCAGCCCCAGCAGCACCAGCACCACUACUCCGGCUAGACCAUACUACAGUCUUCAUAGACUAGUUGGCCACUUUCUCCAAUUCCCGCUGAACCUACUCGACCACCAGUCCCCCCCACGCCACGCUCCCAUCCUCCCGCUCAGAAGCACCCCGUGCUGGAAUCCAAGAACCCGCCCAUUGCUUUCUGACUUCUCUCGCUCUCACUGAUCUCCACACUGCAGGGUCCAGACCACGGCCACCGCGAUGGCUGCUUAGUGCGUCCGCGGCAGCUGGAGACAUGGGCUGCUGCUUCAGCAAGAAGCGCAAGACCCGUCCGGUGGCCGGGGCCUCCGCCUUCCCGCGCCGGUGCGAGCCCGAGAACCGCGACCCGCCUUCGCCGGAGGAGGAGACGGUCAAGGAGGUGCUCUCGGAGACACCGAGCGCUAAGCUGAGGGCCGAGCCCAAGCCCGUCGGCAAUGCCGUCGUCCCAGCCGCGGACGAGCGGGUAGUGGAGAAGGCGAAGAAGAAGAAGCAGGACAGCGUCGUCGACGCCGCGGUGAGCGACCUCACGGGCAGCUGCGUGUCGCUGUCGUUCGCCACCGACGAGCGGUCCGAGGCGGCGUCGGAGUCGUCGGUCGCGACCAGCUCGGUGGCCGGGCCGGAGCGGUCGCCGGGGAGGAAGCCAGCAUCCAGGAGGCGCCCGGUCUCCGCCGAUCUGGGCCCAGCGCGGCGCGACCGCGACCGCUCCGCCGCGGCUGCCUCCUCCUACGGCGUCCGCUCCCGCAGCGCGCGGGCGUCGGCGUCCCCGCCGCCGCCGCGGCACGUGCCACGGGACCGCUCCGUCCGGCGUUCGCCGUCGCCGGCGGCGAAGCGGCAUUCGUCUGAGCCACGCCGCGCCGCCAGCCCAACUGCGCCCGUAGUGCAGCGGAAGCCGCCUGUACCGGCAAGGCCGUCCGGCCGCGUCUCGCCGCGGCGGGCACAAGAGGCAGCGACUCCUCCUCGUCCCGCCUCCCCACCGGAAGACGACGACGCCGUCACCGCGGCAUGUGAGCCCAGCAUCCCGGACGGCAGCACCGGUGGCGAUGUUCAAGGUGGCCGGGGCGGCGACGACGGGAAAGAGUCGUUGGAGAACCCGCUCGUGUCAUUGGAAUGUUUCAUCUUUCUGUAGCGCUGCGCUGAUGCAGUGAUGUGUGUGUGUGAUCUCGCGCUAUUUCCCUUCGAAAGCCUUCGCGCUAAUCCAGUUUAGAUGGUAAUGGAGCAGUUAGCUGUAGGGCAUGGUGGUUCAGAAGCAGAGCUACGUACUGCCGCUGCCACCUUCCGUUAACUUUGUCCAAGGAAAUGCCAGUAGCUUUUGACUUUUCAGAAUUUCAGAGGCGUGUCUGACGAUGUGCUUUGGCAAAUGGCAUGCUUGACGAUACAUUUUGCAGAGUGGUUUCUGUAAUCGUCAUGUCUUUUCCUCUGAUCUACUCUACUGCCUUGCUCCAUUUCAUCUAC
Sorghum bicolor (sorghum) is the source of this 1543-nucleotide messenger RNA. Its product is annotated as serine/arginine repetitive matrix protein 1. The record is from RefSeq and is a predicted model, not a curated record. The transcript has a single exon. The coding region runs from base 348 to 1217 and encodes 289 amino acids. Lineage: Eukaryota; Viridiplantae; Streptophyta; Magnoliopsida; Poales; Poaceae.